UGCGAUCCUUCUGUUACACCUUGUCCAACCGAUCCAAGUACUACUGACCCAACAUCAGAUCCCUGUGGCUGCAACGGAUGCCUAACUCCUCACCCCUUCAACUGUUCAGCUUAUUACCGUUGUAAAGAUGGACGUCGAGAAUUGAUCUUCUGUCCCUCUGGUCUUUAUUUUAACAAAGAUACCAAAGUAUGUGAUCAUCCAAAAAACGUUCGCUGUUGGGACUUUGUUUGUCCAGCGCGAGACGGAAUGUUUAAAAAUGUAUUUGACUGUGGGAGUUUCUGGCAUUGUUCUAACGGAAUCCCUUACCUUAAGGACUGUCCAGCCAACUUACACUGGAGCGUAGAAAGAAACAGGUGUGAGUGGCCGUGUGUUGCCAAAUGCGAUCCAUCUGUUCCACGUGAGUAUCUUAACAGAGAAGUAAAAUUGGUCAAUAUAAUAUCUCAAAGACCACACAUCCAUUGCUGUUUUGUGGCAAACAUGUUUAUAUACUGUUAACUUUAUUACUUACCU
Limulus polyphemus (Atlantic horseshoe crab) is the source of this 510-nucleotide messenger RNA. Its product is annotated as peritrophin-1-like. NCBI's taxonomy places the organism in Eukaryota, Metazoa, Arthropoda, Merostomata, Xiphosura, Limulidae. The annotation marks the transcript as partial. The record is from RefSeq and is a predicted model, not a curated record. Gene Ontology annotation, cellular component: extracellular region. The transcript is spliced from 2 exons. Gene Ontology annotation, molecular function: chitin binding.